Episyrphus balteatus (marmalade hoverfly) is the source of this 4145-nucleotide messenger RNA. RefSeq names its product coiled-coil domain-containing protein 102A. Lineage: Eukaryota; Metazoa; Arthropoda; Insecta; Diptera; Syrphidae. The record is from RefSeq and is a predicted model, not a curated record. The transcript is spliced from 13 exons. Bases 65 to 2308 code for a protein of 747 amino acids.
AAUUCUGAAAAUUUCAAUAAAAAUAAUUAAUUUAAUAUAAAAUAUAGAUAUUGCAACAUAAAUAAUGUCCCAAAGUGGUGGUGGAGGUGGUGUAGCAACUGCUCCUGGCGUUGCUGCAGCAUCCCUUGGAGCAUCCAGACGACAUCGUGAUUUGCCACAAGAUGCAAAUGUCUCUGGAACAUCGAUAUCAGCUCGAUUUGGUGAAACUGAAUGGGAAGCUCGUGAGUCUCAAAGACAACGAGAACUCGAAGAAGCACGAGCUCGUGCCGCACAAAUGGAAAAAACAAUGAAAUGGUGGUCGGAUUGCACAGCCAAUUGGCGUGAGAAAUGGAGCAAGGUUCGCAACGAACGCAACAAAGCUCGCGAAGAAGCUAAACAAUUGAGAGCUAAUCUGGACAUUGCCAUGAAAGAGUCAAAUUCAUAUAAACGAGAGAAAAAUGAUCUCGAGAUGCAGAUAACCCAGCUGAAGAAGGAAAUGGAAAAGGUUCAUAUGCUGAUGAUGAAACAUGCUGGACAGUUUCAUAAAGAGGGAAUCGACAACGGUGAUGAACCUGAGAGGGAUGGAAGAGAUAAUAACUGUUCCCCCGACAUUUCAUCGGAUGGAUUGAAGAAUGUUAACAGUGAGGACGGAUUGGUCACAAAAGCAGUUGGAGGCGACAUCAAAGAUGUUGACAUUGAAGAAUAUGUAUUGCAAGGAGCUGUGCCAAAAAAUCUCAAUGAAUUGCUAGAUGAAGAGACAGCUGAAGAGAAACGUCUUAUCCAACAAUUAUCCAAGGAUGAUUUUGAUGAAGAAUAUCUUUUGCAAAAAAUCUCUAUGCUUCAGUUACGUUUAGAUGAAGCUCAAAAAACAAUUCAAGUUGAAAGAGAGGAGAAACACAUGUUGCAUAAAAAUAUAGAAAAAGUUUCUAUUGAAAUUCAAGAAAUUCGUGACAAACAUGAAGAACUAAGAUCAGCAAAACAAGAAGCAGUUCGAGAGCUCUUAACUCUACAAGAACAACAUCGAGCUGAAGUUCGAAUUUUAAAUAAUUCUAUCCAAGAAGAAGUCUCAGCUAGAGAGAAUCUAGAAAGACGACUUUGUGAACUCAGAACUGAGUUGGAAAGAUUACAAGCAGAAAACGCAUCCGAAUGGGGUAAACGUGAAAGACUCGAAACAGAAAAGCUUGCCCUGGAAAGAGAUAACAAGAAGUUAAGAUCAGAAAUUCGUGAUUUACAGGAGAGAUCAGAUCGCAAGGGACGACCUGUUCAAGCGAGUGAUGUUGAAUUCAGGACAUUACAACAAGAGUUAUCCGAAAAGAAUAAGGAAAUCGGAGAAAUAAAGCAGUCACAUUCCAAAUUGAAGAAACUACUUGCAGAAACCAAUACAGAAUUAGGGCAUGCUGUUCGUCGAGCCGAACAAUAUGAAGGCGAGGUAAAGCGUUUGCGGGCACGAGUAGAAGAGCUUAAAAGGGAACUAGCUGGUGCCGAAGAUGAGCUAGAUGCAGCUUGUAAUCAAGUUCGACGUCUUCAACGUUCCAAUGAUGAACUUAUUGGUCAAGCAGAAGGAUUUCAAGUUCAGAUUCAACAUUUGCAAACAAGACGUUCAGCCAGUCCACAACAACGUCCCACUAAUUUUGGUUCAUCGUCUCUAACCUCAACAUCUGGCAUACCAAUUGUAUCGCACAAAACAAGUAAUCUCCCAUUAGUAGAAUGCAAACCAAACAUAAACGAUUUGCGUCAGCUUUUUGAUGAUCCACCACGUCAUAGUGGCGGCGGCGGUGGGGUUGCUCCCACCUCCGGCACCGCCAGUGGAGAAUCAUCAAAAAGAUCAAGUCAAACCGAUCGAACUCUAAAUCUAAAUCAAUCGUUUUUCGACGCCAAACCAACGCACUUGGAAGAGAACAUCUUUGAAUCCAAGGCACGAAAUCUUGAUUUCGAGCGAGCUAAACAAAAAUUUGACAAUCCACAUCACCACCAUCACCAUCAGCGCGAGCAACGUGAACGAUCAUCUGGAAGAUUUGCCAACUUCAAGUGUCCAUCAAAUGCCACUAAGAAUUCAGAUUUAAUGUUGUCUGGUGGCAACUCUGGUAAUGGCAUUCAAGGAAAUGGCAACAAUGGCACUGGUGGUGGGCCAACUUCUAUGCAAGUAUUUGAUGAUCAUUUGCGUUCCUCUGCUUUUAGCGGUGGCGGUAAUGUUGGUGGUAAUAAUAGUAUUGGUGGUGUUAUUGGUGUUGGUAUUGGUGGUGGCGUUGGAAAUAAAAAAGAUCCAUUUUCUAGAAAUAGCAUCAAUUUGGAUGGUUUGAAGGUUUCCGAUGAUGAUGAAACUCCGUAGUUAUGGAUCAACGAGCAUGCUGUUAGAUGAAGAAACUGAAGGAAAUAGCGAUGAGGGUAUUUAGAGUUAUUCACAUGAUAAGCAAUAAGAACCUUUAAAACAGUUAUUAUUACUCACCUAUUAGUUAGGCAUUCAUUAAUAUUAUUUAAGUAUAUUUUUUGUUAAUCAAUGAAAAAUAAUAAAUCUAAGGAUUGCAGUGACGCAUGGAAAAGUUAAAAUUACGAAAAGCUUAGGAGUUAAUUUUCCAUUUUAAACAAUUCACGUGACACUUAGUUUAAUUUAUAUUUUUCUUUAGAGUGCGUCAGAUGAUAAUAUUUUAUUGUCAUAGUAUAGCUUCAUUAAAAUAUUUUUCCAUUUCCAUUGACUAAUUCUAUUAUUGUGAUGUUUUUGAUUAUACACUGCCGGUCAAUAGAAUAGGUUCACCUUCUAAAUGGCAAAGGAGAAAAAAAAAAUAUUUUACAAAAACAUUUUUGCGAUCCUAGUUUUAAGCCCUGUCCUUUUACCUAAAUUUAAUUGAGAAACAGGUAGAUAGGCAACUAUUGUAACGGUAAAUAUACGGCCCUAUUCUGCUAUUCGAUUCGCGUGAAACUCAAAAAUAAGAAGCGUUUAAAAGGCGGUAAAAAUUAAACUUAGAAUUUUUUUUUUUCUUUAGAGUUUCUAAAACUGGCAGAAACAACACUUUGCUGUCUAAAAUUAGUAGUUUUUCAAAGCCAAUUUCUUGUUAUAAAGGAAGGGAAUCUUUCGAUUCACGUGAAUCAAGUAGCAGAAUAGGGCCGAUAUUUAUAUUUUGCAUUGUUUCUAAAAGAAGUCAAUAGAAUAGGUGUACCCACUUUAAAGUAAGUUUGGGUUCAAAGUUAUAUAAUUCAACGGACGGUUUUUUAGUGGAGCAAUAUAGGGUUUGCUGUUUUACUAGAAACGGGACAUUCCAAGCGCCUUAGCUCCGAAAAAAUAAGAUCAAGUUGUAGAUCAAGCUAUGAAGAUCGAUAAACCAUUAGCAUUUUGUUAAAGGAACAGAGUAAACUACAAGAAACCUAUACUAAAAUAUAAAACAACGGGAAAAGAACCUCCAAAUUAAGAGAAAUGCGAAUCAUCCAUUGGUUUGUAUUAGAUUCUUCUGUGUUUUAAAUUACUAAUAAAAGUUUUACUUCUUUUAAUAGAGAUUCUGAGAUAGUUGCAAAAAACCAAUAGGAUCGAUAGAAAAUUUUUUACUUUUAUAGUUGAGUCAUAUUCUUCUUAUUUUCUCAAAUAAGACAGAGAAGUAAUCGAAAAAAGGUCUGAUUUGUUAGCAUUGCAAUUAAUUUUAUUAAACUUUUGUUUCAAUAGUUUUGAAACUGUUAUUUUUUUCAAAAUAAAUCAAAAAAAAGUUCAAUCACAGGAAGAGCAUCAGUAAAAAGUUUUUUUUCUUAAGUUUUUGUAGGUGAAGCAUUCGAUUCUGUGUCGUUUAUAGGGUGAACUUAUUAAUUUGACUAGCAGAGUAAUGUAUCCUUUAUUUUGCCAUUUCCGAACAAAUGAAACAAAAAAUUGUCAUAUUUUUUUUAUUUGUAAUAUGCAAUUCAUUGCCAUUUUAUUAAAACUUCCAAUUCAUAAAAAUAUUAUUUUAUUCAAAGAAAAUUAAGAAAAAAAAAAAAAAAAAAACACGAAGACUUAUUUACAAAACAAAAGAUUAUAAAAAAAUACCUAACUAUUAGUUGUUGUAUUCUUAAAAUAUAAAUAUGUACUACUUAUGUAUUCGACUAUUUUUAGAUAUUGACCAUUAUUAUAAUAUAAAUAUAUUUAUGAAUUUAAAAAAAAUAUCUAGAAUCUAUUGACAGUGUUAAAAUUAAGAGCAUGAUAUAAA